AUGCUUAGUAGUUGUAGUAGUGAUAAUUGGUUCUCUAAUGAAAGUUGGCUUCCACAAUAUGUGGAGAAGCGUACAAAUGCCAUAUUAGGAGAAGAUCAGACAAUUAUAGCAGCUUCGAUGAUUUGUCAUAUAGGACCGGAAAUAGAUACGACAGAAGAACCUAGGCAUGAUUAA
Dentiscutata erythropus is the source of this 174-nucleotide messenger RNA. The record is from the annotation of a GenBank genome assembly. NCBI's taxonomy places the organism in Eukaryota, Fungi, Glomeromycota, Glomeromycetes, Diversisporales, Gigasporaceae.